This is a messenger RNA of Maylandia zebra (zebra mbuna), 3029 nucleotides long. RefSeq names its product gamma-aminobutyric acid type B receptor subunit 2. Gene Ontology annotation, biological process: gamma-aminobutyric acid signaling pathway; G protein-coupled receptor signaling pathway. The record is from RefSeq and is a predicted model, not a curated record. NCBI's taxonomy places the organism in Eukaryota, Metazoa, Chordata, Actinopteri, Cichliformes, Cichlidae. Gene Ontology annotation, molecular function: G protein-coupled GABA receptor activity. Gene Ontology annotation, cellular component: G protein-coupled receptor heterodimeric complex; membrane.
AUGGGGCUGGAGCCGGCUCAGGGUCGGCACCCUCUGCCCAUGCUGUGGCUGAUGCCGGGAAGCUCCAGGUUGGGCGGAGAGAAUCUGACGGCAGACGUGGCUCCGGCUGUAAGACUGGCUCUGCAGGACCUAAAGAAACAACCGCCACCGCUGGGGAACUACGAGAUCCAGCUCCAGCGGCUGGACUCACAGUGCGACCCUGCUAAAGCGCUCAAAGCCCUGUUUGAUGCCAUGUGGGCGGGGCCGAAGUACCUGCUGCUGUUUGGAGGGGUGUGUCCACCUGUAACGGCGCUCAUCGCUCGCGCUCUUCCGGCGCUCGGCCUGGUGCAGGUGUCUUUUGCGGCCUCGGCUCCCGGCCUGUCCAACAGGAAGUUGUACAGAAACCUGUUCAGCACGGUGCCGUCAGACCGAGCGCUGAACCAGGCCGCCGUGAAGCUGCUGCAGCGCUACAAGUGGACCAGAGUCGGCGUGGUCACGCAGGAAGGACCCAGACUCUCCGAGAUGAAGAAGGAUCUGAUCAGACAGCUGCUGAGAGCCGGCGUUCACGUCGCCGUCGCAGAAAGCCUCUCUGGAGACGUCUGCGGCCGCCUGAAGAAACUGAAGGAUGAGGACGUUCGCAUCAUCAUCGCACAGCUGGAAGAUGAGUCUGUGUCUGAGGUGUUCUGCUGUGCGUACAGACUGAACCUGUUUGGAGCUCGGUACCAGUGGCUCGUAGCUGGCGGAGGAGCAGCUGGGUGGAGGCUGGGGUGGAAGUUUUCUGGCUGUACGGCCAACAACCUCCUGGUGGCGGCAGACGGGUCCAUCCGACUGCAGGUCCGAGAGCUCGGCAACGCCAACACGCCGGGAGUCUCUGGACGGACUCCUCAGGACUACCAGGACUCCUAUCUCAGGCAGCUGAUCCAGGAGGGGUCAGAGGUCAGCUCGCUGCACUCCUUCGCCUAUGAUGCCGUUUGGGUCGUUGCCAAAGCUCUGAGCCAGGCGACGGAGGCGGCGAAACAGAGAGAGAAAUACAGCCCUCGGAGGAACGUGACGGUCAGCGAGGAGGAGGUGGCGAGGAUGUUGCUGGAGGCCGUGAGGAGCACGCGGUUCGAAGGAGUCACAGGUCCGGUUUUCUUUCGGAACGGGGAGAGAAUGGCGUCGAUUGAGCUGCUCCAGUUUCAAGUCAGCAGUGGUGUCCUGGUGGGGGAGUUCAAUACCAGCACCCAACAACUCCGCCUGAUGCACCACCUGCUCAGGUUCAAAGGUCCAGGACCAGCUAAAGACCAGCCUGCUGUCCUUCUGCAGCACCGUCACAUCAGCCUCCGCCUGUACAUCGUCAUAUCAUCAGCUGCCGGUGUGACCGUCAUCAUCGCUCUGAUCGUCCUUUUCUUCGUCAUCGUCAACCACAAACGCCGGCGGCUCGGCUCGGGCGGUGCAUCCCAGGACGAGCUGCUCCUGCUGGGCGUCCUGCUCUCCUCCUCCUCGGUGCUGUUCUCCGGCCUGGACGAAGCCUCGCUGUCGGACUGGAUGUUUGGGGUUCUUUGUUCUGUCCGUCUGUGGACUCUCGCCGUGGGGCACACUGUGGGCUUCGCUGCGCUCUUCACUAAAGCGUGGAGGGUCUACUCGGUGUCCAGCAUCAAUCAGAAGCAGAGCCGAGCGCCGUCAGCAGGCUGCGUCCUAUUCUGGUUAUUCCUGGUGGACACGCUUGUUUUAACCUCCUGGCAAAUCCUGGACCCCCUCAGAUGGGUGGUGCUUCAGCACAACACAGAGGGCGACGCUGCUGAGGAGGACGUCAUCAUCCGGCCGUACUCUGAACGCUGCAGCAGUGUUAACAUGGAGCUGUGGCUCACUGUGGUCUAUGGAUACAAAGCACCUCUGCUGCUUCUCGGAUGUUUCCUGGCCCUGAACAUCUGGACCGCAGAGGUCAACGAGCCGGCGGGCAGCGGCAAACACCUGGCGCUGAGCACGUUUGCCCUGACGGCGUUCAGCGUGUCAGGAGUGUCGGGAUCGCUGCUGAUGUCCCACAAUCCUCCAGUUCAGUUCUGUGUGAGCAGCAUCCUCAUCCUCUGCUGCAACCUCUUCAUCCUGAGCGGGUGGUUUGGACCGAAGAUUGUGUUUGUGUGCUGGAGCGGCGGCGGCGGCGGCCUGCAGCGGGCGUCCGGGCUGCAGGGUGAUGCUGCACAGGAAGAUGAAGAUCAGCUGAGCAGGUUGAAUCAGCAGCUCAGGAGUGAAAGUGCACAGCUGGAUGUGGAAAUAGAAAUCAUCAGAAUGGAGCUUUCUGAGACAUCGGGGACGUUUCAGCGUCUGAUGAGAGACAAACACGCCGAAAUCGGAUCAGUGACUCAUGAAGCUCAGAUCUGUGCGAAAAACAGAAACAGCGAGAGCGAAGCUUCGACCCUGAAAGACAUCAACUCACCCGAACACAUGCGGCGCCGUUUGUCGGUCCAGCUGCCCAUCCUCCAUCAUUCCUACCUGCCCGCGAUCGGUGGCGUCAGCUCCAGCAGCUCCAGCCUGUUCGGCAGCCAGGAAGUCUUUGUCGAUCAGCACAAUAACUCACUGUACACCUGAUGGCAGGAAGCUGCAACUUUGACCUCCUUGGGAAAGAAAUAUGAGACUUUAUGCUGCGCUUACACAAAUCAGCCAGAACAUUCAAAUCACCUGCAAAUAUUUUAACCUCGGUGUUUGAGGUGUGUUGGGGAGGCUGCUGCCAUCUGGGAGUGCCACGACCACCGCACUGUGAACCCAAACGCCAAAAGUACUUAAAUAAAUUAAGUAAUGCUAACUUGAUUUUUAAAAAACAUUUAUACUCAGUUCAUUUUACAUUUUGUUCCAUUUAAGUUUAAUUUAACUUAUUAUUUUUAAACAAGUUCAACUAUUUUGCAUAUUAAGUACCUGCUACUUAAAAAAUUAAGUUAAUUUUACUGAUUUAUUUAAAUGAUAUGGCAGUCAUGUUUGGAAGGUUUCAGGUCAGUUUGACCCCAAACAUAAAGACAUUAGUCUGACGUAACAGCUGGACUGAUUCUGAGAGGAGACAAUGGAAUAAAAGUAAA